This is a messenger RNA of Camarhynchus parvulus, 1059 nucleotides long. Its product is annotated as G-protein coupled receptor 183-like. Bases 1 to 1059 code for a protein of 352 amino acids. Gene Ontology annotation, biological process: G protein-coupled receptor signaling pathway. The transcript has a single exon. NCBI's taxonomy places the organism in Eukaryota, Metazoa, Chordata, Aves, Passeriformes, Thraupidae. The record is from RefSeq and is a predicted model, not a curated record. Gene Ontology annotation, molecular function: G protein-coupled receptor activity; oxysterol binding. Gene Ontology annotation, cellular component: membrane.
AUGGCUCUUGUGGAGGACGUGCUCCUGCCCACCAACCUCACCUCCAGCAACCUGAGCAGCUGCAACGUGCACAACCAGCACUUCUCAACCAAAGUCAUCUUCUCCCUUUUCUACACCAUCCUGCUGGUGUUCGGUGCCUGUGGGAAUAUCCUGGCCCUCUGUAUCACCUUCCAGCGCAGGAAGAAGAAACUCAACUCCACUGACCUCUACCUGGUGAACCUGGCGCUCUCCGAUGCCCUCUUCACCCUGGCAUUGCCGGGCAGGAUCGCCUACUACAUCCUGGAGUCUGACUGGCCCCUUGGGGACUGGUUCUGUCGGAUCACAGCUUUCCUUUUCUACAUGAACACCUACGUGAGCAUCUACUUCAUGACCUGCGUGAGCGUGGACCGCUACGUGGCCGUGGUGCGCACCCGGCACCCCGGCAGGAUUCGGAAGAUGAGUCGGGCCAGGGCCAUCUGCAUCCUCAUCUGGUCCUUGGUGUUCCUGCAGACGGCUCCGCUGCUCCUGCGGCCCAUGACGCGCAGGAUGGGAGACAAGCUGACCUGCAUGGAGUACUUCAACUUUGAGGAGAUUCCCAAUCUGCCCUACCUGCUCCUGGUGGCCUGCAUGCUUGGCUUCUUCCUGCCUGUGGGAAUCAUCUUGGUGUGCUAUGUAAGGAUCAACCUCAAGCUCUGCCAGACGGCCAAGGAGAACCCGCUGACAGUGAAGAACGGGCACCACCACCGGGCCUUCACCGUCAUCCUGGUGGUUCUGCUGGCUGUCCUGCUCUGCUUCAGCCCCUACCACCUCAACAUUGUCCAGUUCAUGGUCAGGAAGAUCCUCUACCAGCCGUCCUGCCGUGAGCAGCAAGCCUUCAAGAUGUCCCUGCAAAUCACUGUGGCAUUCAUGAACCUCAACUGCUGCAUCGACCCCAUCAUCUACUUCUUCGCCUUCCGGGGCUACAAGCGGAGGCUGCUCCGCAUCUUCAGGAACAGCGGCUCCCUGGCCACUUCCUCCACUGCCAAGACCCCCUCGGAGAGCAACAGCAACAGCCAGCCGCCCGGCUCCAGCUCCGUCUAG